This is a messenger RNA of Trematosphaeria pertusa, 837 nucleotides long. RefSeq lists its product as uncharacterized. The transcript has 2 exons. Gene Ontology annotation, biological process: dephosphorylation. The coding region runs from base 1 to 837 and encodes 278 amino acids. Gene Ontology annotation, molecular function: phosphoprotein phosphatase activity. The record is from RefSeq and is a predicted model, not a curated record. NCBI's taxonomy places the organism in Eukaryota, Fungi, Ascomycota, Dothideomycetes, Pleosporales, Trematosphaeriaceae.
AUGGCCACCGGAUCUGUCCAUUUUGACCUCAAGGAGCUUGCGGAAAUAGACAUGGAACUGCCCAUCCAGAAAGCCAUCCUGGAUGAAGUCCUCACAAAAGAUCCCUUCACCCCCGUCCCAGGAAUAAUCAACAUGCGUUGUCUCGGUAGUCUCCCCUCGUCACGCAUUCGAAAGGGCCUCAUAUACCGUUCCGGAGCGCUCAACAACCUCCCACUGUCCUCACUCUCCACGCUGAAAGACGAUCUCGGCAUUAAGCUCAUCUUGGAUCUGCGAACCCAGCGCGAAAUCACCCGCUCUCCCAACCCCGCUAUCGCCGGAGUAACGAACAAGCAUUUCGAUAGCUUGAGGGUGCCGAGCCCCCUGGAUUUGAGCGAGUUCGUGGAGGAGGGCGGGAAGAAAGGCUAUGUGAAAAUGUACGAAGAGGUGCUUGAGAUCCACCAGCCGAGCAUUAGGGCGGCGCUGGAGUGGGUGAGGGAUGAGGGGAGCCCUCUGCUUUUCCACUGUACUGCCGGGAAGGACCGCACCGGCGUGCUCGCGGCCAUUCUCCUUUCCCUCGCAGGCACACCCAAGGAAGCCAUCGCGCAUGACUUCGCACUCACCCGCAUCGGCAUCGAGCCAGCGCGUGAGCUGCUUCUCCAGAUGCUCAAGAUGUGGAACAAGGAGUGGACGGCCGAGACACCAGGGAUGAGGGAGUUCUCGCAGAUCAAAGAGGAGUACAUGCUCGGGACGCUGGAGAUGAUGCAAGAGAAAUACGGAGGCGCAGAGGGGUAUGCGAAGCGGCUGGGGUUUGCGGAUGAGGAUUUGGAGAAGAUUAGGAAGGGGUUGAGGGGAGACUAA